Messenger RNA from Pogona vitticeps (central bearded dragon), 1511 nucleotides. The record is from RefSeq and is a predicted model, not a curated record. Lineage: Eukaryota; Metazoa; Chordata; Lepidosauria; Squamata; Agamidae.
AGAUUUUGAUGGGAAGGCUGGCCUUUCAACUGGAAUUGGACUGGUCGAAGGCCUUGAGACCGGAUCAGGGGUGCUGGGAGGGAGCAUGUCUGGCUUCAAGCUCCCGUCAGCAUGGAAUUCAAAUCCCAAGCUUCUGGAGGACUCGUCCUAGCUGAGAAACCUGAUGAUUUUUGAGGCUUCUUCCAACUGUAUGUUUUUUUUUUAACUCCUCAGCCGGCCUCAUGGAAAUGGACCACACCCUCUCGCUGUUCCUCUUCUUCCUUACUCUGGCGGAGGACUCCGCGCAGAUCGAAGACAACAAGAUCCCCAGCCUGUGCGCCGGGCAGCCCGGACUGCCGGGGGCUCCAGGGAUCCAUGGGAACCAAGGCCUGCCGGGCAGAGAUGGGCGUGACGGCCGGGAUGGGGCCCCUGGGAUGCCGGGAGACAAAGGUGACGUGGGCACUACAGGACCACCUGGCCCAAGGGGAGAAAAAGGGAGUGCUGGCACAAAUGGAUUCCCGGGAGAGAAGGGGGUGCCGGGGGAAUGUGCUGUGGCCCCCCGUUCUGGCUUCAGCGCCAAGCGCUCAGAAUCCCGCAGCCCUCCGCUGCCCGACCAGCCAAUCGUCUUUGACCUUGUGCUGAUCAACGAGCAGGGCCACUACGACAGCAACACGGGGAAGUUCCUGUGCGAGAUCCCGGGCGUUUACUACUUCGCCGUCCAUGCCACCGUGUACCGGAUGAGCCUCCAGUUCGACAUCAUGAAGAACGGGAAGUCGGUGGCCUCUUUCUUCCAGUUCUAUGGGAACUGGCCAAAGCCGACCUCCUUGUCGGGCGGCGUGCUGGUGCGCCUGGAACCGGAAGAUGAAGUCUGGGUCCAGGUGGCGGUGGGAGAUUACACCGGCUUCUACUCCAGCGUGAAGACAGACAGCACCUUCACCGGAUUUCUGGUUUACUCCUAUUGGCAGAACUCUCCUGUCUUUGCUUGAGGGGCUGAGGGCGGCCCCGCCACGGCCACACAACAAGCAGGGAACUUCUGGGCAUUCGCUCUAACCCAAGGGGCAAAACUCUCUUUUAGCUGAUGUAUGUGUAAAAGACCAUUGGAUCUUUCUAGGCACAGAAGGGUUUCUCAGUAGCUGCAUUUUGCGUGUUACUCACCAUAUCACCCUAAUAAACAGAAUGUAUUCUUUGAGAAGGGUGUAAGCCACCCUUUCCUUCAUUCUCCUAGGAUGGUAGGAAGCUAUCUUAUACUGAGUCCUGUCCUUGGUCCAUCUAGGUCAGUAUUGCCAACUCUGUCUGGCAGCAGAAAAGAGAAGCAAAGCGAAGCAUUCUGCUUAUAUACCGUCCCGUAGUGCUUAAAACACUUAGAGGCAAUUUACAUUUUAAUUAUGCAAGUGACACACUCUCCUCACCCUAGUGAGCUGGGAUAGAAGGCGGAGUGAACCUCAAGCUGGCUGUCAGAAUCCGCUUGGAUUCAAUGCUGAUCGUGAGCAGAGUUUUGACUGUAAUACAGGGGUGGGCAAUUAAUUUCUAUA